This is a messenger RNA of Gymnogyps californianus (California condor), 13807 nucleotides long. RefSeq names its product LDL receptor related protein 1B (gene LRP1B). The record is from RefSeq and is a predicted model, not a curated record. The transcript has 91 exons. Gene Ontology annotation, molecular function: calcium ion binding; protein binding. Lineage: Eukaryota; Metazoa; Chordata; Aves; Accipitriformes; Cathartidae. Bases 8 to 13807 code for a protein of 4599 amino acids.
CGCCGCGAUGUCCGCGCUCCUCCUGGCCCUGGCGACGCUCUGGGGAUUACCGCCCGUCGCCGAGGCGCUGGCAGCGGGAGCCAGCGGAGAAGAACAUCAAUUAUGUGACGUAGGAGAGUUUCUGUGUCGUGAUCGCGUGACUUGUGUCUCCCAGCACUGGCUGUGUGAUGGAGAGCCUGAUUGUCCUGAUGAUUCAGAUGAGUCUUUAGACACAUGUCCCGAGGAAGCAAAUUUCAAGUGCAUCCCGAAUUACGUUGCCUGCAUCGGUACAAACAAAUGCAUUCACGUGUCCCAGCUCUGCAAUGGUGUUUAUGACUGUUCUGACGGGUAUGACGAGGGAGUACAUUGCCGGGAAUUGCUACCCAAAUGCCAACAGAUGAACUGCCAAUACAAAUGUGCCAUUACCAGGAAUGGCACCAGGUGUUACUGUGGCGAUGGAUAUGAAACAAGCAGCGAUGGAAGAAGCUGCACAGAUUUGAAUGAAUGUAAUACGUAUGGAAGCUGUAGCCAGAUGUGUGUAAAUACCGAUGGAUCAUACACUUGCAGCUGUGUGGAGGGUUAUGUACUUCAGCCUGAUAACAAAUCCUGCAAGGCCAAAAAUGAGCCUGCUGAUAGACCUCCUCUUCUUCUGAUUGCAAGCUCUGAAACAAUUGAGGUAUUAUACCUUAAUGGAAGCAAAAUGUCUGCCCGAACUCCUGUAAAAGGAUCUGCAAUUUUGACGCUAGACUAUAGCUACAAAGAGGACACAAUUUGUUGGAUUGAAUCAAGAGAUCUUUCAAGUCAGCUGAAGUGUACCAAAAUAACAAAAGCUGGGAAGUUAACAGAUGAGUGGAUAAUAAACAUUGCUCAGUAUCUUCACAAUGUACACCAAAUAGCAAUCGACUGGAUCACCGGAAAUUUUUACUUUGUGGAUCACGUCAGUGACAGGAUCUUUGUUUGCAACCAGAACGGAUCAGUGUGCAUUACCCUCAUCGAGCUGGAUCUUAAUAACCCUAAGGCCAUAGCUGUUGAUCCAACAUCAGGAAAGCUUUUCUUUACAGACUACGGGAAUGCUGCCAAGGUUGAGAGAUGUGACAUGGAUGGAAUGAACAGGACAUGGAUAGUAGACUCUAAAAUUGAACAGCCAACUGCUCUUGCACUAGACCUCGUCAAUAAAUAUGUGUACUGGGUUGACAUAUAUCUGGACAGUGUGGAAGUUGUUGACUAUCAAGGGAGAAAGAGGCAUACAAUAAUUAAAGGCAGACAAAUUAGGCAUCUUUGUGGUUUGGCAGUAUUUGAAAACUAUUUAUAUACAGUUAAUUCAGAUAACCUCAGCAUUUUACGAAUAAACAGAUACAAUGGCACCGAUGUUCAGUCUCUUGCUAGACUCGACAACGCUAAAGAGAUCCGUGUAUACCAGAAAAGAACUCAAACAGCAGUCAGAAGCCAUGCAUGUGAAGUGGACCCAUAUGGAAUGCCGGGGGGAUGUUCGCACAUCUGUCUGCUCAGCAGCAACUACAAAGCACGGACUUGUCGCUGUAGGACUGGCUUCAUCUUGGGGAGUGAUGGCAGGUCAUGCAAAAGACCAAAGAAUGAAUUGUUUCUUUUUUAUGGGAAGGGACGCCCAGGAAUAAUACGAGGAAUGGACCUGAAUACCAAAGUAUCUGAUGAAUACAUGAUCCCUAUAGAAAACUUGGUCAAUCCUCGUGCUCUGGACUUCCAUGCCGAAACCAAUUACAUUUACUUUGCUGAUACUACCAGUUUCCUAAUUGGACGACAGAAAAUUGAUGGCACAGAGCGAGAAACAAUCCUCAAAGAUGAUCUUGAUAAUGUAGAAGGCAUAGCAGUGGAUUGGAUUGGAAGUAAUCUUUAUUGGACAAACGAUGGCCACAGGAAAACGAUUGCUGUAGCCAGACUGGAAAAAGCUGCUCAGAGUAGAAAAACUUUGUUGGAGGGAGACAUGUCCCACCCUAGAGGAAUUGUUGUUGAUCCUGUCAAUGGCUGGAUGUAUUGGACAGACUGGGAAGAAGAUGAAAUAGAUGACAGUGUGGGAAGAAUUGAGAAGGCAUGGAUGGAUGGCUACAGUCGGCAGAUUUUUGUAACUUCAAAGAUGCUAUGGCCAAAUGGUUUAACUCUGGACUAUCAUGCCAAUGUAUUAUACUGGUGUGACGCCUAUUAUGAUCACAUUGAAAGGAUAUUUCUGAAUGGAACUGACAGAAAGGUAGUCUACAACGGAAAAGAUUUGAAUCAUCCUUUUGGACUAUCACAUCACGGAAAUUAUAUUUACUGGACAGAUUAUAUGAAUGGGUCAAUUUUCCAGUUGGAUCUUGUUACAAGGAAUGUGACACUGUUAAGAAGUGAGAGACCACCUUUGUUUGGGCUCCAGAUUUAUGAUCCACGUAAACAGCAAGGUGAUAAUGCAUGUCGUGUUAAUAACGGAGGCUGCAGCACUCUUUGUUUAGCCAUUCCUGGAGGCAGAGUUUGUGCCUGUGCUGAUAAUCAGCUUUUGGAGGAAAACAAUACAACCUGCAUGAUUAAACACGGAGAAGUGCUACCACAGUUGUGCAAAGCUGAACAGUUUCAGUGUAACAAUAAGCGCUGUAUCCAGGAUCGCUGGCGCUGUGAUGGGGAUGAUGACUGUCUGGAUGGCAGUGAUGAGCAUUCUGAAAUUUGCUUCAAUCAUAGUUGUCCUGAUGAUCAGUUUAAGUGCCAAAAUAAUCGCUGCAUUCCCAAGAGGUGGCUUUGUGACGGAGCUAAUGAUUGUGGUAAUAAUGAAGAUGAAUCAAAUAAAACCUGUGCAGCAAGAACGUGUCAGGUUGACCAAUUUGCUUGUGGGAAUGGACGCUGUAUUCCGACAUCAUGGCUGUGUGACAGGGAGGAUGACUGUGGAGAUGAAACCGAUGAAAUGACAUCCUGUGAAUUCCCAACGUGUGAGCCACUAACUCAAUUUAUAUGCAAAAAUGGAAGAUGCAUUAGCAGCAAAUGGCUCUGUGAUUCAGAUGACGACUGUGGUGAUGGAAGUGAUGAACUAGGCUGUAUUCACUCAUGUUCUGCUGAUCAAUUCAGAUGUUAUAAUGGUAGAUGUAUCCCAAGUCAUUGGGCGUGUGAUGGUGACAAUGACUGUGGAGAUUUCAGUGAUGAAACCAAAACAAACUGCAGCAAGGAAGAAACUCCAUCUCCUGGAAGAUGCAAUGGGAAGGAAUUUCAGUGCAGUCCUGAUGGGAACUGUGUUCCUGAGUUGUGGCGCUGUGAUGGAGAAAAGGACUGUGAAGAUGGUAGUGAUGAAAAAGGCUGUAAUGGAACUAUACGACUAUGUGAUGGAAAAACAAAGUUCUCCUGCAAGAGUACAGGGAGAUGCAUUAGCAAAGCGUGGCUAUGUGAUGGCGAUAUUGAUUGUGAGGAUCAGUCUGAUGAGGAUAAUUGCGAGGGCUAUAUGUGUGGACCACCAAAAUACCCUUGUGCUAAUGAUACCUCCAUCUGCCUACAGCCUGAGAAGCUCUGCAAUGGGAGAAGAGAUUGUCCUGAUGGAUCUGAUGAAGGCGAUCUGUGUGAUGAAUGUUCCCUUAACAAUGGUGGAUGUAGCCAUCAAUGUUCUGUGGUUCCUGGAGGAAGAAUUGUGUGCUCCUGCCCUGCAGGAUUCAGUCUUAGUAUAGACAACAAAACUUGUGAGAUUAUGGAUUACUGUACCAAGCACCUUAAGUGUAGUCAAGUAUGUGAACAGCAUAAAAAUACUGUCAAGUGCUCAUGUUACGAAGGCUGGAAGCUCAGUAAGGAUGGAGAAAAUUGUGUUAGUACUGAUCCAUUUGAGGCUUUCAUAAUUUUUUCUAUUCGACAUGAGAUCAGAAAAAUUGAUCUUCACAAACGUGACUACAGCCUCUUAGUUCCUGGUUUAAGAAAUACAAUAGCACUUGAUUUUCAUUUCAGUCACAGUUUACUGUACUGGACAGAUGUGGUAGAGGACAAAAUUUACAGAGGCAAGCUCUCUGAUACUGGAGGUGUUAGUGCCAUUGAGGUGGUAGUACAACAUGGUCUGGCCACACCUGAAGGUCUUACUGUAGAUUGGAUUGCAGGAAACAUAUACUGGAUAGACAGCAAUUUGGACCAAAUUGAAGUAGCAAAACUAGAUGGCACUUUGAGAGCAACCUUGAUAGCAGGAGCUAUGGAACAUCCAAGGGCUAUUGCUUUGGAUCCCAGAUAUGGAAUUCUGUUUUGGACAGACUGGGAUGCAAAUUUUCCUCGUAUUGAAUCCGCUUCCAUGAGUGGAGCGGAAAGAAAGAUCAUAUAUAAAGAUAUGGAUACUGGAGCCUGGCCUAAUGGCCUUACUGUAGAUCACUUUGAAAAAAGAAUAGUAUGGACAGAUGCCAGAUCGGAUGCCAUUUAUUCUGCAUUAUAUGAUGGAACCAGCAUGAUAGAGAUUAUACGGGGUCAUGAAUAUCUUUCUCACCCUUUUGCUGUUUCUUUGUAUGGGAGUGAAGUAUAUUGGACAGAUUGGCGGACCAAUACACUUGCAAAAGCCAAUAAAUGGACUGGCCAAAAUGUCAGUGUAAUACAAAAAACAAGUGCUCAGCCAUUUGAUCUUCAGAUAUAUCAUCCAAGUCGUCAACCACAAGCUUCCAAUCCGUGCGCUGCUAAUGAGGGCAGAGGUCCAUGUUCUCACAUGUGUCUGAUCAAUCACAACAGAAGUGCUGCAUGUGCCUGUCCACAUCUAAUGAAACUGUCUUUAGACAAGAAAACAUGUUACGAAAGGAAGAAAUUUCUUCUUUAUGCAAGGCGUUCAGAAAUAAGAGGGGUGGACAUAGAAAACCCAUACUUCAACUUCAUCACAGCCUUCACUGUUCCUGACAUUGAUGAUGUGACCGUCAUAGAUUUUGAUGCUGUUGAGGAACGCUUAUACUGGACUGAUGUGAAAACACAGACCAUCAAGCGUGCCUUCAUUAAUGGGACUGGCUUAGAAACCAUUAUUUCAAGAGAUAUUCAGAGUAUCAGAGGUCUUGCAGUGGAUUGGAUAUCACGUAAUUUAUACUGGAUUAGCUCAGAAUUUGAUGAAACACAAAUUAAUGUGGCACAUUUAGACGGUUCCUUGAAAACCUCAAUCAUCCAUGGAAUUGAUAAACCCCAGUGUCUUGCAGUUCACCCAGUAAAAGGUAAGCUCUACUGGACGGAUGGUAACACAAUUAACAUGGCAAACAUGGAUGGCAGCAACAGCAAAAUACUCUUUCAGAAUCAAAAAGAUCCUGUUGGUUUAUCAAUAGAUUAUGGGGAGAACAAACUUUACUGGAUCAGUUCAGGAAAUGGAACAAUAAAUAGAUGCAACUUGGAUGGUGGUAAUCUUGAAAUAAUAGAAUCAAUGAAAGAAGACUUAACAAAAGCCACAGCUUUAACCAUUAUGGAUAAAAAGCUUUGGUGGGCAGACCAGAACUUAGCUCAGAUUGGUACCUGUAACAAAAAAGACGGAAGAAACCCAACUGUCCUGCGAAACAAAACUUCAGGUGUUGUACAUAUGAAAGUGUAUGAUAAAGCAGCACAGCAAGGUAGCAAUUCCUGUCAGUUAAACAAUGGUGGAUGCUCCCAGCUUUGUUUACCAACAUCAGAAACCACCAGAACUUGUGUGUGUACAGUAGGCUACAACCUUCAAAAAAACCGCAUGGCAUGCAAAGGUAUUGAAUCAUUUCUUAUGUAUUCUGUUCAUGAAGGAAUUAGAGGAAUUCCUCUUGAUCCAAAUGAUAAAAUGGAUGCUUUAAUGCCUAUAUCUGGAACUUCAUUUGCUGUGGGCAUAGACUUCCAUGCAGGAAAUGAUACAAUCUAUUGGACAGACAUGGGUUUCAACAAAAUCAGCAGAUCUAAACGAGACCAAACAUGGAAAGAAGACAUUGUUACAAACGGUUUGGGAAGAGUCGAAGGCAUUGCAGUGGACUGGAUAGCAGGUAACAUAUAUUGGACGGAUCAUGGCUUCAACUUAAUUGAAGUUGCCAGGCUCAACGGCUCAUUCCGAUAUGUAAUUAUAUCCCAGGGUUUGGACCAGCCAAGAUCUAUUGCGGUACACCCAGAAAAAGGGUAUUUAUUUUGGACAGAGUGGGGACAGACUCCUUGCAUAGGCAAGGCACACUUAGAUGGGUCUGAGAAGGUUGUGCUUGUGAGCCUGGGGAUUGCGUGGCCUAAUGGGAUUUCCAUCGACUAUGAGGAAAAUAAAUUAUAUUGGUGUGAUGCUCGUACCGACAAGAUAGAAAGAAUUGACCUUGAGAGUGGAGGGAAUCGGGAGAUUGUGCUGUCAGGGAGCAAUGUGGAUAUGUUUUCAGUCGCGGUGUUUGGAGCUUACAUCUACUGGUCUGACAGAGCACAUGCAAAUGGCUCUAUUAGAAGAGGCCACAAGAAUGAGGCCACGGAUGCUGUGACCAUGAGGACUGGCCUUGGAAUAAACCUGAAGGAAGUGAAAGUCUUUAAUAGAGCACGAGAGAAAGGUACUAAUGUUUGUGCCAAGAAUAAUGGUGGAUGUCAUCAACUUUGCCUUUAUCGGGGAAAUGCACGGAGAACAUGUGCUUGUGCACAUGGCUAUAUUGCAGAAGAUGGAAUUACUUGCCUGAGACAUGAAGGUUACCUUUUGUACUCAGGAAGGACAAUAUUAAAAAGUAUACAUCUUUCAGAUGAAACCAACUUAAAUUCACCAGUAAGGCCAUAUGAAAAUCCAGAGUACUUCAAAAAUGUGAUAGCUCUUGCUUUUGACUACAGUCUGAAAGGAAGAGGUACGAAUCGCAUAUUCUUCAGUGAUGCCCACUUUGGAAAUAUACAAGUUAUUAAAGACAACUGGGCUGGCAGAAAAGUGCUAAUUGAAAAUGUUGGGUCAGUGGAGGGACUUGCUUAUCAUAGAGCUUGGGACACUCUCUAUUGGACCAGUUCAACCACAUCCUCAAUCACAAGACACACUGUUGACCAGAGACGUCGAGGAGCUUUCAACCGGGAAGCAGUAAUAACAAUGUCUGAAGAUGAUCAUCCACAUGUGUUAGCUCUAGACGAAUGUCAAAACUUAAUGUUUUGGACUAACUGGAAUGAGCAGCUCCCAAGCAUCAUGAGAUCUACCCUCUCGGGCAAAAAUGCACAGGUUAUCAUUAGUACAGAUAUUCUGACACCAAAUGGACUUACCAUUGAUCAUAGGGCAGAGAAACUUUACUUUUCAGAUGGCAGCUUGGGAAAAAUUGAGAGGUGUGAAUAUGAUGGAUCACAAAGAUAUGUAAUUGUCAAAUCUGGACCAGGUACCUUUCUCAGCCUGGCUGUAUAUGAUGACUAUAUCUUCUGGUCAGAUGGAGUGAGGAGAGCUAUUCUGCGUUCCAGUAAAUAUACAGGAGGAGAUACAAAAGUUCUUCGUUCUGAUAUCCCGCAUCAGCCAAUGGGCAUUAUUGCUGUUGCCAAUGAUACUAACAGUUGUGAGUUAUCUCCUUGUGCACAAAUGAAUGGAGGUUGUCAUGAUUUAUGCCUUCUGACUCCUGACGGACGAGUGAACUGCUCAUGUAGAGGGGAUAGAAUACUGAUAGAUGAUAACAGAUGUGUGACUAAGAAUUCUACUUGCAACAUUUAUUCAGAGUUUGAAUGUGGAAAUGGUGAAUGCAUUGAUUAUCAGCUGACUUGUGAUGGCAUCGCUCAUUGUAAGGACAAGUCUGAUGAGAAACUUUUCUACUGUGAAAAUAGAGGCUGUCGGAAGGGUUUCAAGCCAUGUUCUAAUCGUCGCUGUGUUUCAAGUAACAAAGUAUGUGAUGGUGCAAACGACUGUGGUGACAACUCUGAUGAAUUUGACUGUAAAGAUUCAACGUGUGCUUCAACAGAAUUCCGUUGUGCAGAUGGGAUUUGCAUUGGAAAAUCAGCACAGUGCAACCAGAUCAUUGAUUGUACAGAUGCUUCAGAUGAAAAGAACUGUAAUAAUACAAACUGUGCUUACUUCUAUAAACUUGGAAUAAAAUCUUCAGGAUUUAUUAGCUGUAAUUCAACUUCGCUUUGUAUACUGCCAGAAUGGAUAUGUGAUGGAUCUAAUGACUGUGGAGAUUACACAGAUGAACUAAAAUGCCCAGUUCAAAACAAACCCACAUGUGAAGAAAAUUAUUUUGGUUGUCCUAGUGGAAGAUGUAUUCUGACCACCUGGCUUUGUGAUGGGCAGAAAGACUGUGAGGAUGGAGUAGAUGAAUUGCACUGUGAUUCGUCUUGUUCAUGGAAUCAAUUUGCUUGCUCUGCAAACAAAUGCAUCUCUAAGCAAUGGACUUGUGAUGGUGAGGAUGACUGUGGAGAUGGUUUAGAUGAGAGUGAUGCUAUUUGUGGUUCAGUGACCUGUGCAGCAGAUACGUUCAGUUGCUUAGGCUCCCAUGCCUGUGUUCCCCAACACUGGCUUUGUGACGGUGAAAGAGACUGUCCUAAUGGAAGUGACGAACUGUCGACAGCGGGCUGUGCUCCUAAUAACACUUGUGACGAGAAUGCUUUCAUGUGCCAUAACAAAGUCUGCAUUCCCAAACAGUUUGUAUGUGACCAUGAUGAUGACUGUGGAGAUGGAUCAGAUGAAUCUCUGGAAUGUGGGUAUCGUCACUGUCGUCCUGGAGAGUUCACUUGUGCUGAUGGAAGAUGCCUGUUAAAUUCCCAGUGGCAAUGUGACGGUGAUUUUGACUGCCCAGACCAUUCUGAUGAAGCACCUAUAAACAUAAAAUGCAAAAGUUCAGAGCAGUCAUGUAACAGCUCUUUUUUUAUGUGCAAAAAUGGCAAGUGUAUUCCUCAAAGUGAUAUUUGUGAUAACAAAGAAGAUUGUAGUGAUGGAUCUGAUGAGAAAAGCUGCCACAUUAAUGAAUGCCUCAGUAAGAAAGUUAGCGGCUGUUCUCAAGAUUGUCAGGAUCUUCCUGUUGGAUACAAGUGCAAAUGCUGGCCUGGAUUCCUGCUGAAGGAUGAUGGCAAAACAUGUAUAGAUAUUGAUGAAUGUUCAUCUGGAUUUCCCUGUAGCCAGCAAUGCAUCAAUACAUAUGGAACCUACAAAUGCCUGUGUGCAGAUGGGUAUGAAAUACAGCCUGAUAACCUAAAUGGCUGCAAAUCCCUUUCAGAUGAGGAACCUUUCUUAAUUCUGGCUGAUCAUCAUGAAAUAAGAAAAAUUAGCACUGAUGGAUCCAACUACACUUUGUUGAAACAGGGGCUGAACAAUGUGAUUGCAAUAGACUUCGACUAUAGAGAAGAGUUCAUCUAUUGGAUUGAUUCCAGCAGACCAAAUGGCAGUCGCAUAAACAGAAUGUGUUUAAACGGAAGUGACAUCAAGGUAGUCCACAAUACAGUUGUUCCCAAUGCACUGGCUGUUGACUGGAUUGGGAAGAAUCUCUAUUGGUCUGAUACUGAAAAGAGAAUUAUUGAGGUGUCUAAACUCAAUGGCUUAUACCCUACCGUCCUUGUGAACAAAAGAGUGAAGUUUCCUAGAGAUCUGGCCUUAGAUCCUCAAGCUGGAUACUUAUACUGGAUUGAUUGCUGUGAGUAUCCUCACAUUGGCCGUGUUGGUAUGGAUGGCUCCAGUCAAACAAUUGUGAUAGAAACACAGAUAUCUAGACCUAUGGCUCUUACAAUAGAUUAUGUCAACCACAGACUGUAUUGGGCUGAUGAAAAUCAUAUUGAGUUUUCUGACAUGGAUGGAUCUCAUAGACAUAAAGUCCCUAAUCAAGAUAUUCCAGGGGUGAUUGCACUAACGUUGUUUGAAGACUACAUCUACUGGACAGAUGGGAAAACCAAAUCACUCAGCCGUGCCCACAAAACCUCUGGAUCAGACAGACUGUCACUGAUAAACUCAUGGCAUACCAUAACAGACAUCCAGGUGUAUCAUUCUUAUAGGCAACCUGAUGUGUCUAAACAUCUGUGUACACUAAACAAUGGUGGUUGCAGUCAUUUAUGCCUUCUAGCCCCUGACAAGAUGUAUACUUGUGCCUGUCCCACUAACUUUUACCUUGCUGCGGAUAACAAGACAUGCUUAUCGAACUGCACUGCCAGUCAGUUCCGUUGCAAAACUGACAAAUGUAUUCCGUUUUGGUGGAAAUGUGACACUGUUGAUGACUGUGGAGAUGGCUCUGACGAGCCUGAGGAAUGCCCUGAAUUCAGAUGUCAGCCAGGACGUUUUCAGUGCGGAACUGGACUUUGUGCUCUUCCAGCCUUUAUCUGUGAUGGAGAGAAUGAUUGUGGGGACAAUUCUGAUGAACUGAACUGUGACACACAUGUGUGUCUGUCAGGUCAGUUCAAGUGCACAAAGAAUCAGAAGUGUAUUCCAAUAAAUCUGAGAUGCAAUGGACAGGAUGACUGUGGUGAUGAAGAAGAUGAAAGAGACUGUCCUGAAAACAGUUGUUCUCCAGACCAUUUCCAGUGUAAAACAACAAAACACUGCAUUUCUAAACUGUGGGUGUGUGAUGAAGACCCAGAUUGUGCUGAUGGAUCAGAUGAAGCUAACUGUGAUAAAAAAACUUGUGGGCCUCAUGAAUUCCAGUGCAAAAACAACAACUGUAUUCCAGAUCAUUGGAGAUGUGACAGCCAAAACGAUUGUGGUGAUAAUUCUGAUGAAGAAAACUGUAAGCCUCAAACAUGCACUUUGAAAGACUUUCUUUGUGCAAAUGGAGACUGUGUUUCAGCAAGAUUCUGGUGUGAUGGAGACUAUGACUGUGCAGAUGGCUCAGAUGAGAGGUAUUGUGAGACAGGCUGUUCAAGAGAUCAGUUCCAGUGUUCCAAUGGUCAGUGCAUAUCAGUGAAAUGGAAAUGUGAUGGUCAUGAAGACUGCAAACUUGGAGAUGACGAGAAAAAUUGUGAACCAGCAUCUCCAACCUGCUCUUCAAGUGAGUACGUGUGUGCAAGUGGAGGCUGUAUUUCGGCAUCUUUGAAAUGUAAUGGAGAGUAUGACUGUGCUGAUGGAUCUGAUGAGAUGGAUUGUGUAACAGAAUGUAAAGAAGAUCAGUUUCGAUGCAAAAAUAAGGCCUACUGUAUCCCUGUCAGAUGGCUUUGUGAUGGGAUCCAUGACUGUGUGGAUGGCAGUGAUGAAGAAAACUGUGACCAAGGGGGAAAUAUAUGUAGAGCUGAUGAAUUUUUGUGCAACAAUUCCCUCUGCAAGCUACAUUUUUGGGUUUGUGAUGGUGAGGAUGACUGUGGAGAUAACUCUGAUGAAGUUGCUGAAAUGUGUGUAAAGUUUCCAUGCCCUCCAACAAGGCCAUACAGAUGUAGAAACAACAGGGUUUGUCUGCGACCUGAGCAGAUUUGCAAUGAGGUUGAUGACUGUGGUGAUAACUCGGAUGAAGAUCACUGCGAUAAAGUCACCUAUAAAGCAAGACCAUGUAAAAAAGAUGAGUUUGCUUGUAAUGAUAAGAAAUGUAUUCCAAUGGAGCUACAGUGCGAUUGGUUUGAUGACUGUGGAGAUGGUUCAGAUGAGCAAGACUGCAAAAUAAGUGUCACUGAAUAUACAUGUGAAGAUAAUGUGAAUCCUUGUGGAGAUGAUGCAUACUGUAAUCAAACAAAAACAUCCCUACUGUGUCAGUGUAAACCUGGAUUUCAGAGAAACAAGAGGAAUAGACAAUGUGAAGAUAUCAAUGAGUGUAUGGUAUUUGGUGCCUGCUCCCAACACUGCAAUAAUAUUAAGGGGUCAUACAAAUGUGCAUGCGAGAAAAAUUAUAAAGAGAGGAAUAACAGUUGCAUAGCAAAAGGCUCUGAAGAUCAAGUUCUGUAUGUUGCUAAUGACACUGACAUCCUGGGUUUUGCAUAUCCAUUCAACUACAGUGAUGUUCAUCAGCAAAUAUCACACAUUGAACAUAAUUCAAGGAUAACUGGAAUGGAUGCAUAUUUUCAAGGGGACAUGAUUGUUUGGAGUACUCAAUUUAAUCCAGGAGGGAUUUUCUACAGAAAACUUCACGACAGAGAGAGAAGGCAAAGUAACAGUGGUUUGAUAUGUCCAGAGUUCAAAAGACCUAGGGGCAUCGCUGUUGACUGGGUUGCUGGAAAUAUUUACUGGACUGAUCAUUCCAGAAUGCAUUGGUUCAGCUACUAUACAACUCAUUGGACUAGUCUGAGAUACUCCAUCAAUGUAGGUCAAUUGAAUGGACCUAACUGUACAAGACUCCUUACAAGCAUGGCAGGAGAACCAUACGCAAUCGCUGUAAAUCCUAAAAAGGGGAUGAUGUACUGGACAGUUAUUGGGGAUCGCUCUCACAUAGAGGAAUCGUCUAUGGAUGGUACUCUGAGAAGGAUAUUGGUUCAAAAGAAUUUACAAAGACCUACAGGUCUCGUAGUUGAUCAGUUCAGUCAGCGUUUGUUCUGGGCUGAUUUUGAAUUAUCUGUUAUUGGCAGCAUUCUUUUUGAUGGUUCAGAUUCAGUUGUGUCUGUGAGCACUAAACAAGGUUUACUGCAUCCACAUAGAAUUGACAUUUUUGAGGAUUACAUAUAUGGAGCAGGUCCUAAAAAUGGUGCAUUUAGAGUACACAAAUUUGGCAGGAGCCUUGUAGAAUAUCUAAGUGUGGAUGUUGAUAAAGCAAAAAGUGCCUUGAUUUUUCACCGCUACAAACAAAUGGACUUGCCUAAUCCAUGCUUGGACCUGACAUGCGAAUUCAUUUGUUUACUCAACCCUUCUGGUGCAACAUGCGCUUGUCCAGAAGGAAAAUCAUUGGUGAAUGGAACAUGCAUUGAUCAGAGCCUCUUAGAUGAUACCUGUAAAUUAACCUGUGAAAAUGGAGGAAAGUGCAUCAUAAACGAGAAGGGGGAUCCCCGUUGUCACUGCUGGCCAAGUUACUCCGGUGAAAGGUGUGAAACUAACCAUUGCUACAAUUACUGCCAGAAUGGAGGAACCUGUGGAGCCUCUCUCCUCGGGAGGCCUACCUGCAACUGUGCACUGGGUUUUACAGGACCAAACUGCAAUCAGACAGUCUGCGAUCAUUUUUGCCAGAACGGAGGAACCUGCAGUGUCACUGCUGGGAAUCAACCCUUUUGCAACUGCUUGCCUGAGUAUACAGGAGACAGAUGUCAGUAUUAUGUUUGCCACCAUUAUUGUGUGAAUUCUGAAUCAUGUACUAUUUCUGAUGAUGGAAGUGUAGAAUGUGUCUGUCCAGUACGAUUUGAAGGUCCAAAAUGUGAAGUGGACAAGUGUAUCAGAUGUCAUGGGGGACACUGCAUAAUAAACAAGGACAGUAAUGACAUAGUAUGCAAUUGCACUAAUGGAAAGAUUGCCUCUACCUGUCAGUUAUGUGAUGGCUACUGUUACAAUGGUGGUACAUGUCAACUGGACCCAGAGACAAAUAUACCUGUCUGUCUAUGUUCAGCCAACUGGUCAGGCACACAGUGUGAGAGGCCAGCUCCCAAAAGCAGCAAGUCUGACAAUAUCAGUACAAGAAGCAUUGCAAUCAUUGUUCCUCUUGUUUUACUGGUGACUUUGAUCACUACUCUGGUAAUUGGACUAUUUCUUUGCAAAAGGAAACGAAGGACAAAAACUAUCAGAAGACAACCCAUUAUAAAUGGAGGAAUCAAUGUAGAAAUUGGCAAUCCAUCAUAUAACAUGUAUGAGGUGGGCCAUGAUCACAGUGAAGGUGGUCUUUUAGCCUCAGAUUUUACUGUAAAUGCAGAAAAGGCCAGAUACAUAGGGGGAGGGCCCACUGCAUUCAAGCUUCCCCACACAGCUCCAUCAAUCUACCUAAACUCUGACUUGAAAGGACCACUAUCAACAGGGCCAACAAAUUACGCCAAUCCAGUAUAUGCAAAGUUAUACAUGGAUGGACAAAACUGUCGAAACUCCUUAGCAAGUGUUGAUGAAAGAAGAGAACUCCUUCCAAAGAAAAUAGAUAUUGGGAUAAGGGAGACUGUGGCAUAA